AACCGUUCUAUCGAAUUGCGUUAAUUGUUAUUUGAAACUAACUAAUCAUGUAAUUAGGUUCGUGAAGCAAAAUAAUCAUUAACUCUAAUUGAAGAAAAUGUUUGUGUAACGUGAUUUUGAAAACCUUGUGAACUGUGGUGGAUUCAUAGAUAUCAUUGAAAUACAUGGUUAUUAGUGUGUUAUAAUAGUAUGGUUCAAAAGUGAUGUUGCCUCUUUAAUACGUCUAAUUGAUUAGCGUUACAGUAACGUUUAUCGUUUAAAGCAAAAUGACAGUAGAAGUGGAAUACAUGAUUCAAAAUGAUAAUCUUACAGACGAAUUUUAUUCAAAUUUGAUUGAUCCUGAUCGGUUAAUGGAAACAUGGAUUCUGUUCAGCACUCCUGUUCUUAUCAUCACUCUCAUUUCCUAUUUUUUAUUUGUAUUUAAGUUAGGGCCAAUGUACAUGGAAAAGAGAAGCCCAUACAAGCUAAAGACUGUGAUGCGAUUGUACAAUGUCGUUCAAAUAAUUUAUAACUCAACUAUAGUUUACAACUUUUUAGUGCCUCAAGUGGGGGUUAUGCCUCUGCCAUUCCUGACACGAAUAAGCUGUUCAGUGCCAAAGCCCUUCGAAGGCCUAGACUACCUCAAGAGUUUGUACAUAUACGGAGCAUGGCACUUUCAAAUGUUGAAGAACCUGGAUUUACUUGAUACGGUAUUCAUGGUGUUGCGAAAGAAGAAUUCACAUAUAACAUUCCUCCACGUGUAUCACCACGCAGCCAUGGUGUUCUUCCCUUGGUUCUCACUGAGGUUCAUUAAAGCAUCCCAGGGAUCCAUUCCAGUAUUUAUAAAUUUGAUUGUGCAUGCAAUCAUGUACAGUUACUACUUUUUGACAACAUUCAAAGCCUUCAAGAAAUAUCUGUGGUGGAAACAUCACCUAACCAAACUGCAGUUGUUCCAGUUCGUAGUCAUCCUGGCCUACAUCAGUAUUCUGUACUACAAACAGUGUCCUAUCUCUCGCUCCUUCACCUACAUAUGGCUGGCCAACGUGUUUUUUAUUCUCUGUCUGUUUCUUAACUUUUACAUAAAGUCGUACAUCGUAAAAGGAUCUGAUGUGAAAAAUAAAGAUAAGGUGACCUGAU
This is a messenger RNA of Macrosteles quadrilineatus (aster leafhopper), 1116 nucleotides long. RefSeq names its product elongation of very long chain fatty acids protein 7-like. Gene Ontology annotation, molecular function: fatty acid elongase activity. NCBI's taxonomy places the organism in Eukaryota, Metazoa, Arthropoda, Insecta, Hemiptera, Cicadellidae. The record is from RefSeq and is a predicted model, not a curated record. Gene Ontology annotation, cellular component: endoplasmic reticulum membrane. The transcript is spliced from 7 exons. Bases 267 to 1115 code for a protein of 282 amino acids. Gene Ontology annotation, biological process: fatty acid elongation, saturated fatty acid; fatty acid elongation, monounsaturated fatty acid; very long-chain fatty acid biosynthetic process.